This is a messenger RNA of Osmia bicornis bicornis, 2402 nucleotides long. Its product is annotated as SET and MYND domain-containing protein 4-like. The record is from RefSeq and is a predicted model, not a curated record. Gene Ontology annotation, molecular function: protein binding. The coding region runs from base 227 to 2248 and encodes 673 amino acids. The transcript has 4 exons. NCBI's taxonomy places the organism in Eukaryota, Metazoa, Arthropoda, Insecta, Hymenoptera, Megachilidae.
AUUUUUAGUGUCAAUAUUAUAAAAUACAAUAUUGUUUUGUUAUGUUUUAUACUCGCUAGAUUUAAAAUACAGUACACGCGACAAACAUGUCUCGUAGUAAAAUCUAACAUCUAAUUUUAGAAUUCGUCACAGUUCAUUCGUCUUGUCUCUUGUAUCAACGACAAAGUGCGAGUGCUAAUGUAAUGGUUUUUUAUCGUUAAAAAAUUCCUCAGUCUUUUACUAAAUUAUGUCUGUUACCGAAGGGUACAUAAAAUUUGGCGAAUUUUUUAAGUCCGUUUACGAUGCUGCGAUUACAGAACCGUAUGCAAGUCGUUUCAAAGAGGCAUCUACAAAUGCAGACAGAGAAGGAAUGAUAAAGAUUCUUAUAGAUAUACCGUGCGUAAAAAGUUUAAAAAUUAUCGAAUCAUACAAGGGUAAGGACGAUGUUAAGGCAACAAAAUUGUACGAUAAAAGUCGUGAAACGAUUAUUAAGGAUGGAGUUGUGCACGAAGAAGAAAAUAGAAUUAGUAUCCUUACCGAAACGCUGUUUACAGCCAGUGUAUCUAGUAGAUUGUUCCUGGACGCGCUUUUAGAUUGCGCCCAAUAUUGGUAUCAUUCGAAUGCUUUUUUAAAAUGCUUAAAAUACUGUGAAUGCAUGCUUGCUCUUCCUGCAAAUUUUUACGAUAGAACCAUCGAGAGUACGAACGAUUUUUUGGAGCGUAGAAAAGCAUGCACCCAUUUAGAACGCGAAUGUUCCAAAAAGUUGAAAGUGUUGCCUUCUCAAGGCAAGAAACAGCGUAGGAAAUUCAACGCGAAUCAAUGCGUUUCUUUGGAGAACGCAUCAUUAGUAAACCAUCUGACGAUACCUUCCAUUGAUGGAAAAAAGCAUGCUAUUCUUGAAAGUUGUUCAGAUGCUGUGGCUUUACAAUUUGAUGAGAAACGUGGCCGACAUCUCGUAGCUACCAGAAAUAUUAAAGCAGGGUGUGUUCUUAUAGUGGAAUCACCGUUUGCUUUCAGCACAAACAACGAGGCACUCGAACGAAAUUGCUUACAUUGUCAUGUCACCCUCGAGAUGAAUGACAGUGUUAAAAUUCCUUGCCACUUUUGUCAAGCAGUGUCCUUUUGUUCAGAAAAAUGUCGCAACGAAGCGUGGAGAAUGUAUCAUCGAUACGAGUGUUCCAUAUUCGACGCCUUUUAUGACAACGAUUCUGAACAAUCACGACAAUCUUCACACCUGCUUUUAGCUUAUAGAAUGACAAUCGCAGGAGCCUUGUCUUCAAAUGCUGAAGAAGUUGAAAACGAUACGGAAAAAAAAGAAAUUCCGUAUCUGAAUGAUAACUUUCUUCGAUAUCACAGUACAAAUACGAAUCAAGAAUGCAGCAACUUAGGAACAAACGAAAUUUAUAAUCCUCGUGAUUAUCGUACUAUAUUAAAAUUAGAAACUCAUUGCGAAAGGAUAGAAGCUAGCAUAAAUCUGAUUCGUGCUAUCGAAGCAAUAUUUUUAGCAAAAUGUCUUACAUUUGUCUUGAGUAAAAUGGACGUUGUUUGCUUAAAAGAAACCUUUAUCACCUUAGCAGUAGCAACGUUGCACCAUUUACAGGCUAUAAAUUGCAAUGCUUACGAGAUCGUAGAAAAUUUGUAUGACAAGAAAACGCAUGUUUGGGAACCGAGACUCGUAGGUGGGGCAAUUUAUCCUUCUGUUAGCCUGGUAAAUCAUAGCUGUUAUCCAAAUGUCGUUCGUCAUUCUUAUCCAUCAGGAAUAGUAGUGGUAAGAAGUAUACGCUUUAUCGGUAAGGGAACCGAAAUCGUUGACUGUUACGGACCACACUGUCUUAGCGAGGGAAGAUUAUCAAGACGCGAAUACUUGUGGAAAAAGUAUCGUUUUCUGUGUGCAUGCGAGGCUUGUACACAAAAUUGGCAAUACCCAUUACCUGAAACAAUAAAUUAUAAAUGCAGGGCAUGCUUAGAACCUAUUAAUAUAUUCGUUUCAAAUGAAAAAGAUGCACAAAAUGUAUCGAUUAAGAAAUGCCACAAAUGUAAUGAGAAAAUCGAUUGUAAGAAGAUAAAAAAUCAAUUUCGAAAAUCAGUUGAGAAAAGAUUAAACGCUGUGUCUAAAAUGUACGAAGGCCAUUAUGAACAGGCUCUACCUCAAUUGUUUGAGCACAUACAGUUUAUUGAAAAGUUCUUUGCUGCACCCAACAUUGAAACUAUCAAAACACAACAAUGUAUCAUUCAAUGUUACAAUCAGUUUGGCUGCAUAUCUCAAUAACAAUAAGUCAACAAAAGUGUUGAAAUGUGUACACAUUUAUAAUUACACGUAUGGUAUAGAUGUGUACACACAUAUAUAUAUAUAUAUACUUAUAAUGUAUAUGAAUGUGGGUGUGUACAAUAUACACAUGUGCGUACACGCACGUAUAUACAUA